Messenger RNA from Leptonychotes weddellii (Weddell seal), 2994 nucleotides. It is a transcript of the gene PRSS35, whose product is annotated as serine protease 35. Gene Ontology annotation, biological process: proteolysis. Gene Ontology annotation, molecular function: serine-type endopeptidase activity. NCBI's taxonomy places the organism in Eukaryota, Metazoa, Chordata, Mammalia, Carnivora, Phocidae. The record is from RefSeq and is a predicted model, not a curated record.
CUCCGCAGUCUCCGCCACGAGCCGCUGGUGGUGCGGGCGGGUCCGCGAGGCUCGCGGCAGCACCCCCCGGCCGCCCUGGUCCGCGCUCUGACCGCCUCGGGGGCCUUUGAUUCGAGCUGGGCAGCGCCCCGAGCGCCGAAUAAGCUUCGCAGGACAGAAGAGAAGAACAAAAUGGCAAAUAUGUUAUUUUGUUGGAUAUUUUUCACCCUCGGGUGGACCCUCAUUGAUGGAUCCGAAAUGGAACAGGAUUUUGUGUGGCACUUAAGAAAAAUCCCCCGGGUUGUCAGUGAAAGGACUUUCCAUCUUACCAGCCCCACCUUUGAGGCAGAUGCUAAGAUGGUGCUCAAUAGAGUGUGUGGCAUUGAAUGCCAGAAAGAACUCCCACCUCCCAGCCUUUCUGAUCUGGAAGAUUCUCUUUCCUACGAGACUGUCUUUGAGAAUGGCACCCGAACCUUGACCAGAGUGAAAGUCCGAGAUGUGGUCCUUGAGCCCACUCAAAAUGUCAGCAUGAAAGGGGCAUCUGUUAGGAGGAAGAGACAGGUAUAUGGCACAGACAGCAGGUUCAGCAUCUUGGACAAAAAGUUCUUAACCAACUUCCCUUUCAACACAGCCGUGAAGCUCUCCACGGGCUGCAGUGGUAUUCUCAUUUCCCCCAGCCAUGUUCUAACAGCUGCCCACUGUGUGCAUGACGGGAAGGACUACAUCAAAGGGAGUAAAAAGCUAAGGGUAGGGUUGUUGAAGAUGAGAAAUAAGGGCAGUGGCAAGAAACGGAGGGGUUCUAAGAGGAGCAGGAGAGAAGCCAAUGGUGGCGACCAGCGAGAGGAUACCACAGACAAUCUGGAGAGAGCCAAGGCUGGAAGAAGAAGAAAGGAAUCUGGUCGGGGUCGUAGAGUCCCUGAGGGGAGGCCCUCCUUCCAGUGGACCCGGGUCAAGAAUACGCACAUUCCCAAAGGCUGGGCCAGAGGAGGGAAGGGGGAUGCUGCCUUGGACUAUGACUAUGCUCUUCUGGAGUUGAAGCGCGCUCACAAAAAGAAAUACAUGGAACUAGGAAUCAGUCCAACCAUCAAGAAGCUGCCUGGGGGAAUGAUCCACUUCUCAGGAUUUGAUCAUGAUAGGGCCGAUCAGUUAGUCUACAGGUUUUGUAGCGUGUCCGACGAAUCCAGUGAUCUCCUCUAUCAAUACUGCGACGCCGAGUCAGGCUCCACUGGUUCCGGGGUCUAUCUGCGUCUGAAAGAGCCAGACAAGAAGAAUUGGAAGCGCAAAAUCAUUGCGGUCUAUUCAGGCCACCAGUGGGUGGAUGUCCACGGUGUGCAGAAGGACUACAACGUGGCGGUGCGCAUCACUCCCCUCAAGUACGCCCAGAUCUGCCUCUGGAUUCAUGGAAAUAAUGCCAACUGUACUUACGGCUAACAAAAACCUGCAGUGAGUCAAUGGAUUAUUUAAAUCGCAGAGCACUCCAGUUAUGAUUAUUGUAGCAAGAUCACUUCCUAGGUUAUGCCUGGACUCGAACCCUAUCAACAACAUUUUUAUAAAUUUAUCGUUUCAAAAUUAGGAGAUUUUUAUCUGUUUAAAAAAUACCUAGGCAUAAAUAACUGAAACUAGAUGGGCACCUCAAUGCCAAGUAUAUAUUCUUCUUUACAGGGUGAUAAGUAUCAUUUAUGGGAAGUCUUUUGUUUCUUUCUGCCUUCUUAAGAUUAGACACUUUAAAACUUCAAACUGGUACUAUAAAUAAUAUGUGAUUUCUUAAUGGACUUAUUCUCAGGGUCCUACUCUAUCAAGAAUCUAAUAGGGUGCUGGUUGCAUAUUAAAGGGGAAACUGCAUAUACAGAUAGAGACAGUGACAUGAUUAGCAUCAGGGUAGAGACAAUAAUUUACAACGGCUUGUAUUACUUGGAGAUGGACCCAUUCAGCUCAUGCCCUCCAUGUUUAUAUAGUGUUUUCUGUUGGGUCUGAGAAACUUUGGUUUAGUUGUUGUUGGUGGUGUUUUUAAGAAUUGCAAGAUACAGCAAAUUUUAUAAACAAAGCUAGCAACUAUUUUACUGCUUUAAAAAAUGUCAACUGAAGUGUGUAUUAUUUAAAAAUGGGAGAAAUACUUUGUUCUAUGAAAUGAAUCUAGUUUAAAAACAGGGAAGCUGAGAUUAUUUUAAGAUCUCAAGUUUUUAUUUAACUAAUGUUCAGAACGUGGACUUUUCAUGAAGGCAGAAGGAAGACAGUUCACAAGUUAUAAAUGGUCAUGUUUUGAAAGCCUCUUCAUUUAAUGCUAGUCUUCUAUGUAUGAGGUGUUAAGAGUUUUAGGACCAAGAAUUUUAAUCUUUCUCAAGAGAGAGCCUUUUUCCCCUUGAUAGAUUUCAGCUUUCUUAAUAGGGCCACACACAUAUUAUUUUGGCGAUUUCUCUGACUAGCAGUUUUAGAUAAAUCCCUUAAAAUGAAUAUAAUUUACACAUACAAUUUUUAAAAGAAGAUUCUGAUUCUCUUCAUCACGGGCCAAGGCCGCACACUGGCUCAGGCCGUCAUGGUGGCCCCAGCAGACAGAACCGGUGGCUGUCUUCAGGCAAAACACAGUCGUUACUCACACAUUUCUUGAAUGAACAGAUAUUUGCUGAAUGGUAGUAAAAGUGAGUUUGUUCAGGCCAUUAUGUCUAAAGGGUUUUAGUGAUUUGCAGUUGAGUGCACCAUAAAAUUCAGGAAUUGCAAGCCUAAUUUCUGGUCUGCUAUUUUUGGCAGUUUCUAGGGCACACAUUCUUUUCUCUCAUGACUCACCUAAGUCACUGAUUCUGCCAGAGUUCAAAUUUAUUUUACUUGGUUUUUUUUUUUUUUGAAAGAAUGGGGACUUAUACCCUUGAUUAGUAUGCAAAAGAACAUUUGAUUAGGUUAUAAUAAAAAGUGAUUUUGUAUAUCUUGUCCAAAAUAGCUGGAAUUCAAUACAAGUAUACAUUCUUUUGUAGUGUGAAUCUGUUUAAAAAUCAUUCAAUAAAAAUUAAAAAAAUAAAUCAA